AUGCGAAAAGUGGAACGGCCAACGGCCAAUGGUGGAGGGCGCCACGAAACAACGAGAAAUCAUUCGAAAACACCAAGUUUGAAUGGAAAUAAUGAUAUCAGGUGAGAAAAAUUCGGAUUCUUUAUUGUUUUUAAUAUUAAUUAAAUUUUUUAUUCUACAUUUCUAAUUUUACAGAUCGGGCGCAUCAAGUCCAAUGUUUGGAACCGAACCUCUACCAGAAGAUGACAGCUCACAUUGUCCAUAUUGUCACAAAGAUUUCAGAAAGGUUGGUGUAUUCAAAAAAAAUUCUUGGAAAUAAAUCAAUAUAUUUUUAGCCAAGAGUUCUUGAUUGUCUGCAUUCUAUAUGCGAAGAUUGUAUAAUCGCACAACUCGAUGGACGUCUCCAACAAAAGUCAGCUAUUAGCGAAGACAAUUCGCGUAAAAAUGGAUCAGCUUCUAAUUCACUUGAUUGCGAAUUAGAAUCUUCGAAAUUGACUGAAAGACCGACACCUCCAGGAGUUAUUCGGUGUCCAAUCUGCGCACAAGAAUCACACGUAGGAAAUGAUGUUAGAUAUGUUCAUGCGAUGCUAUUAGAUUAUGUAAGUUGCGAUAAAAAAUCUGAAAUUGUUAAAUGAUUUAUUUUUUACAGGUUCGAGUUGCUGAAUUAGAUAGUUGUCCGGCAUCGAAACAAGAUCGUCGUUGUAAAGCCUGCAAAAGUGAACAACAAUCAGUGGCUGUUUGUAAACAAUGUAAUUCGGAUUUAUGCUCGAAUUGUUUGACAGCUCAUGGAGUUAUGAGAAUGUUUGAUGGACAUUAUGUAACAACAUAUGAAGAACUUGCAUUACGUGGAAGUCAACCUGAAAAUCGGCCAGUUUUAUGUGCAACUCAUGGACUUCAAACUAGAUAUCUUUGUGCAACUUGUGAAGGAAUGGCUUGUAAACAAUGUUUGGAAUUGGAACAUGUUACACAUAGAGUUAUUGAAGUGACCGAUUUGGUAAUCAAAGCGAUUUAUGAUGAUAUUGGAAGCAAUGUUGAAAGUCUUGAACAAAAAUUCCAAGCAUCAAUGGAAGAAUUUAGUAGUUUACCAGAAAAGACAAAUAAUUUGAUGCAACAAUACGAAUCAAUGAAAUAUCGAGUUGAAUCAUAUUUUGAGGAAAUAUCGAAAACUCUUGAAGAAUUGAAAAUGAAAAAGUUGGUUGAACUCGAAGAAGCUCGACAAAAACAAGAACAAGCAAUUGAUGAUUUGGCAAGAAAAAUGACAAUAAAUGAGUCGAGAAUUCACGAUGCUAUCGGAUUCACAAGACGUCUUUUGACCAAAUCAAAUGGAUUGGAAAUGGUUGCAUCGAGAAAAAAAGUGAUUCAACAACUUGGAAAUUUGUCACACGCGAUUCCGAGCAAUGGACAUCAAGUUGAGCUAGAAUAUCAUCCAUUGGGAAAGAAACAAAUGGAAAAUUGUUUGAGUAUGUUAGGAGGUUAUGUUGUUGGAAGAGUUAUUCAGCCAACAACAAAAGAUGUUUCACCGAUUGGAAGUGAGAUUUCGAAUAAUCGAAUUAUUCAACAACAACCGCCAAGUCAAACUCCACCACAACAACAGCAACCUCAAGCUCAAGACAGUGAGUUUUUCUUUUAAAAAAAUAAUUAACCACAAUUCAACGUCAAUAGUUCUUCCUAAAACAAAAAUGUUUCUUACAAACAAAUUUUCUGUUAUUGAAUUUUUUGAAAUUUGGCCGCAAUCUGAAUUUUGAUACGCAUAGAAUCAAUUGAAAUGUGUCUUGGCAGUUUGAGCCAACCUGACUGUAAAUAAAUCACAAAUAAUUGAAUAUUUUGCAGAUUGGGGAAGUGCUGUAUUCCAAACUGCUGUUGCACCAGUUGCUCCACCACUUGCUCUUGGUGCAAUCGGUGGGGAACGAAAAAAGAAUCAAGGUCUGAUAACCAAUGGAAAUAAUAUGAUUCCUGCAUCUGGUGAAAUGUUUGGAUGGCCAAGUGCAACUGAAUCUCCGCCUCCACCAAUUCAGCCACCACAACAACAACAACAACAAACACAACCAACCAAUGGAAUAUUGACAACAAAUGGAAAUGGAAAUGGAAAUACAGUUGCACAACAAAUCAAUUCGCUUCCAAAUGUUAAUACAAAUGCGCUGCGUCCGGAUAUUUUGGCAAUGGCAGCUGUUGCAAGACAAAAUGUGGAUGCAUUAAAUAUGACAAAUCUAACAAAUGCUUUGACAGCUUCUGGAAUCGGACAACAACCGACACCUAAUCAAUUAUUAAUGUGGCCACAAUUAAAUGAAACGGUUGCUAAUCAAAAUGCUGCAGCUAUUUUGCAAAAUCAAUUGAUGACAGCUGCUUUAUUGAGUCAAAAUAGAAGUCUUAUUAAUCCAGCAACAAUGUUGGCAUUGGUUAGUUUUUGAAUUAUUUUCAAAAAUUAAAAAAAAUCCCCAUCUGAACUGAUUAUCUUUACAGCAACAACAGCAGCAACAACAACAAGUAAAAAGACCAAUUCAAACUCCAACCAUGGAACACUUGAUUUCAUUAAACAUGGGAACAUUGCCACGAAAUGGAACUCCCCAUCAAAAUUCUUCAUCACUUGUCGAUAUCACAAAUCAAUCUGUCCAACAAGUUGUUUCGUCCGGAAGUCAACGUGUCAGCGAAUUGAAAGUUCACAGUGUUUUUGGAACAAGUCAACAAGGCAGCUCGAUUCGCGAAUUGCAUUGUCCUUCUGGUUUUUGUUUGUCGGAUAAUGAUGAUAUUCUUAUCGCUGAUACAAAUAAUCAUCGAGUUGUUGUUUGUGGACCACCGCAUCCUUGGAAAAUUGGACGACCUGGAACUGUAAGAUUUUCUUUUUUUUUUUAAAUUCAAUUCUUAUUUUCAUUACAGGAUGAUGGUCAAUUAUGUUUCCCACGCAAAGUGAUUGCUCUCAAAGGUGAUGCAGCUCGAUAUGUUGUUUUAGAUAAAGGUGGAGAUGGAAAAACAAGAGCACAAAUAUUCGAAGGAAGAGGAGAAUUUGUGAAAAGAAUUAAUAUGCGUAAGUUCAGAUUUUGAAAAUUAGGAAGUCAUGUUUAAAUUUUUCCAGAUAUUAUUGCUCCACGUGGUGGAAUUGAAGUAUCUGCUGCCACCGCUACACCAAAUGGUCAAUUAUUACUUGUAGAUUCAGCUGGUUUGGUCUACUUGAUUGGUAUGUUUUGAGUGUUAUAAGAAAAACUUAUAUUAAGAGGUUUUAGAUGUUGACGCUCAAAGAGUCUCGUUUUAUUUCGAUGCAUCGGCACAACUUGGCGAAGCUAGUGAUGUUGCAAUGUUUGAAUCCAAUAUUUACAUCACCGAUUUUAAACAUCAUUGCGUUCAGGUGUUCAGUAUUGAUGGUUAGUUUGGAAUUGGCGGAAAGCGAUUGGGAAUUUAGAAAUAAAAAUCUUUAAAAAUUAAUUGAAUUUAAAUUUUAAAAAUCUCGUUCUCCAAAAACUUAUGGCGAAAUUAGUCCAAAUGCAUAUAGGAAAUCAAACAAUAGGAAAUCCAAAAACCUCUCCCUCCUUUCAAUCUCAUUUUUCUCCAGGAAAAUUCAUGCGAAAAAUGGGUGAACCGUCACAAACUCCAUACCCGAUUGGAAUCGAUGUCUCGAAAUCGGGCGAGGUUCUUGUUGCUGAUACACACGGAAAUCAUUUGCACGUUGUUGUCUUCGGUGCCGACGGACAUCAUCAACAUUCAUUCACGCAUAACGAGUUUAGAGUGAGUUUGGCGAAUAUUUUCCUUCACCUUUGAAGUUGUCAAAGGAUUUUUAUGAAUUUCUAAAAGAAAAAAAAACGUGAAAUUAGUCCUGAUUGGUUUUUUCCCAGAAUUUUAAAAGAUUAUAAAAAUUGUAUUCUUUCUUUAAAUUUCUUAUUAGAGCGCGUUUCAACUUUUUUCGAAAUUAAAUAUAACCCACCUACUCUACCCCCCCCCUUCCUUAAAUCAUUCAAAAUUAAUAAAUCCAUAUUAUUUUCAGUUAUCACGUUGUGUUGGUCUUCGAAUUGCUCGAAGUGGACAUAUUGUCACAUUGUGUAAACACAAUCACACAUUAUUUGUCUUCAAACCACUUGUUUUACCAAAUGGAAAUCCAGUUCCAACUCCAGUUUCUUCAACACAACAAACAACCUCACAAAUUAAUCCAGCAAUUCUUUCAAAAUUCCCCUAA
Molecule: messenger RNA, 4141 nt
Organism: Caenorhabditis angaria
Lineage: Eukaryota; Metazoa; Nematoda; Chromadorea; Rhabditida; Rhabditidae
Source: the annotation of a GenBank genome assembly